AUGGCGGUCUACGAUGGGUUGAUUUUCAAGUCAAAUCAAGUACUUAUCCCACAAUCGCUAAGGAAGAUCAUGCUAGCCAAAGUUCACAGUGGACAUUCAGGGAUUCAGAGCUGUAUUCGCAGAGCAAAGCAGGUAUUGUUCUGGAUAGGAAUAUCUAAAGAUAUCCAGGAAAUGGUGGAGGCCUGUACCAUUUGUCAGCGACAUCAACGAAGUAACACGAAACAUACAAUUCUUCUAAAGGACAUCCCUGUGCUACCGUUUGAAAGAGUUGCAUCAGAUCAUUUUCAUUUCAAAGGAAAGGAGUUUCUUUUAUUGGUUGACAGCUAUUCAGGGUUCUUUGACCUGAAGCAGCUAUCUGAAAUAACGUCUAAGCAGGUCAUUAAACAGCUGAAAGAAUGGUUUUCUGUACACGGUAUUCCUCAAGUUUUGGAGACUGAUAAUGGUCCUCAGUACGCUUGUGAGGAGUUUCGUCGGUUCUGUCGCGAAUGGGAUUUCGAUCACCAGACAUCGAGUCCGCACUUUCCUCGUGCAAAUGGAUUGGCAGAAAGAUUCGUGCAAGUAGCCAAAGCGAUGCUAAAAAAAUGUAGUGAUGAUGGAUCCGACAUACAUCUAGCCUUACUCCAUAUGCGUAAUACACCUCGAAGUAACUCCAUGCCAUCUCCCAAUGAAAGACUAAUGGGUCGGUUAGUGCGAUCAAACAUGCCGAUGACGUUGGAAGCAUUGAGACCUAAGGUGUCUAUAAACGUUCAACAACUCUUGGAGCAUGAACGGGAGACUCAGAAGAGCUAUGCGGACAGAGGAGCCAAAGAACCAUCUCAGUUUACCGAACAGGAGAGAAUACUAAUACAGGAUCAAAAUUCUCGAGGAUGGAUACCAGGAACGAUAGCGAGACAGUUAGACGAAAACCGCUCUUAUUUGGUGACUGAUGGUAACAGAACUGUUCGGAGAAAUGCUCAUCAUUUGCGUAAGCUAUGCGACGGAAAUCAACCAACAGAGAUUACCUCACCAGCAAUUGAGAAUCUAGAUGACAAUCGUUGCGAGGCGACAUUGGCGAUGGAGAACUGCUUCAACGGAGAUCAGCUGAAUACAUCUACAGCAAAGACUCACCAUGCCGGUGAGGCAUCGACAGAGACAGUGACUCGUACUGGACGUGCUGUAAAAGCGAAGAAGUUCAGUGAUUUUGAAUAUUAUUAA
Molecule: messenger RNA, 1194 nt
Organism: Toxorhynchites rutilus septentrionalis
Lineage: Eukaryota; Metazoa; Arthropoda; Insecta; Diptera; Culicidae
Exons: 1
Coding region: 1-1194 (397 amino acids)
Biological process (GO): DNA integration
Molecular function (GO): nucleic acid binding
Source: RefSeq, a predicted model, not a curated record